ACACACCUCAACUCCAUGGCGGGCAUGCUCUGCGUCGCCCUCCUCCUCACGUCCCUGAUCUGGUCAGCUGCCGGAGAUGGCCGCCGGCAGCAGCAGCUCACCGCGCUGCCGCCGAGGGGCUGGAACUCGUACGACUCCUUCUCGUGGAUCAUCGACGAGGCCGCGUUCCUCGACAACGCGCGGAUCAUGGCCAACAGGCUGCUUCCCCAUGGAUACCAGUACGCGGUGAUAGACUUCCUGUGGUACUGGAGGAUCGCCGCCGGCUCGGGGGUGGGCGCAUACGGCUUCGACAGCAUGGACCAGUGGGGGCGCCCGUACCCUGACCCCCAGAGGUUCCCGUCGGGCCGAGGUGGCGGAGGGUUCAGGCCGAUCGCCGAUAAGGUCCAUGCCAUGGGCCUCAAAUUCGGGAUCCACCUCAUGAACGGGAUCAGCACCCAGGCCGUCAACGCCAACACGCCCAUCCUCGACGUUCGCACGGGAAAAGCCUAUGUAGAGAAUGGCCGGCAAUGGAGGGCGCGUGACAUAGGCCUCACCCACAGGACAUGUGCGUGGAUGCCGAAAGGAUUUAUGAGUGUAAAUACGGACCUGGGAGCUGGACGAGCAUUCCUAAGGUCUCUCUACCGACAGUAUGCCGACUGGGGCGUCGAUUUCGUGAAGCUAGAUUGCAUCUUUGGCACGGAUUAUAGCCCGAAAGAGAUCGUGACCGUUUCAGAGAUCCUGAAAGAGCUUGAGAGACCAGUCGUCCUAUCCAUCUCCCCCGGAACCGCUGUCACUCCAGCAUUAGCUCAGAAUAUCACACAACAUGUUGACAUGUACAGGGUAACAGGGGAUGACUGGGACAGCUGGAAAGAUGUUCGCCCACAUUUCGAUGUCGCCAGAGCAUUUGCUGCUGCGAAUAAGAUUGGUGCCCCCGGAUUGCGAGGAAGGUCUUGGCCAGACUUAGACAUGCUUCAAUUUGGUUGGCUUACUGAUGCAGGUGCUAAUCAGGGCCCUCACAGAACCACUAGCCUUACAUUUGACGAACAAACAACACAGAUGGUACUUUGGUCAAUGGCUAAAUCACCGCUCAUGUAUGGUGGGGACUUGAGGCAUCUCGACGAUCGCACAUUCAAUCUAAUUACCCACCCUACUCUACUGAAGAUAAAUCACCACACUAGAAACAACAUGGAGUUUGGUUAUAUUCAUAGUGAGAGGGCUUCAAAGCCAGAUGAACAAUCCGGUCGCUCAAAGUCCGGAUAUCCGGUGGACGUGACAAACAAUGGUGGAAUGGUUCUUGGUCUCGGUACAUGCAGCGAUAAGAGCGCCGUCGGAUGGCACCGUUCCUCAGAAGAUCGCAUUUGCAGAAGCCAUGGAAUCCAGAAUGGCAAUGCCUCAUUUUGCAUAUCCAAAGCAAAACUUCUUCCAACAUUGGAUGGAGUUACCAUGAGCAGUGAGGAAGACCAAGCAAAGUUUCAUCUGGCAGGUAUUGACACCGAUGAUGGUUGCUUGGAUGCAUCUGUCAGUCCAUGGCGAACAAGCUCAGCGAGCCAAACUCCCAUGUUCUCGGCCUGCGAACAGCAUAUAAAGCAGGUCUGGGAGCUAACAGAGAAUGGACAGCUUGUAAGCAGCUACUCAGGGUUGUGUGCUACAAUGCGGUCCAGCAAGGAAGGAGAGAAUGAAACUACCGGAGCACGAGCAUGGACAGCAAUUAGAAACAAAGCAGGAGAGAUCUACGUGGCCAUCUUCAACCUCGACACUGCAAGGAGGAAGAUCACUGUAAGCGUGCCGGGUCUAGAAAAGGUUGUCGGGAGAAAGUUGGCAAGGUGCACAUGCACUGAAGUCUGGAGUAGAAAGAGAUGGAGUCUGAUGAAGGGGGGCAUCUCAGCGGUGGUGACCUCACAUGGCUCCAUGUUGUUCGAAAUCCAGUGUUGAGAGCUCUCUAAUAAUGUUCACCUGUUCAACUUGGAAGCAUGGAAUGAUUGGGGUGUAAAUUCUCUAGUUAUUUGUCGAUCCUUUGUAGAACAUACUUCUAAUAAGGUAAGCAUUUUUAUUGAUAUUA
Messenger RNA from Triticum dicoccoides, 2038 nucleotides. RefSeq lists its product as uncharacterized. The record is from RefSeq and is a predicted model, not a curated record. The transcript has 13 exons. NCBI's taxonomy places the organism in Eukaryota, Viridiplantae, Streptophyta, Magnoliopsida, Poales, Poaceae. Gene Ontology annotation, biological process: carbohydrate metabolic process. Bases 16 to 1911 code for a protein of 631 amino acids. Gene Ontology annotation, molecular function: hydrolase activity, hydrolyzing O-glycosyl compounds.